AUGGCGCCCGGUUCGAGCAACAAUCAGAAUAAUAACCGGCAAACGGGUACCAAACCGAAGUCGAAAUCGUCGAAGAAAAAUUCCGUUCCGCAGGAAAUCGUUGCCCCAACCCGGAGGGAUCAGCUCCAGCAGCAGCUAAAUGUACUCGUCGAUUGGGCGAACGUUUCCGGUGCAACCUCGGUGGUGCCGAACAACAAUUCGCAGCAGCAGCAGCAGCAACAUUUCAGUGGCACACAACAACCAUCGACAAGUGGUCAACAACAGCAAGGACAAAAUAUUCUUCUGAAACCCCGCAAUAAUAGGACACCUGGUGAAGGCACCUGUUACGAAAUCGAUAAUUUGUCGCUGCAAGAUAACAGCCGCUACAUACCGGUACGACCGAUUGUGCGACGAAAUCUGCUGAACGAAGGGACCGGUGGAGAACAGAGCGAACCGCACAACACUGCAGUCGGGGUGGUCAUACCUACGACACCUAAUUCUGCCCUGCAGCAGACCUUCCGCCUAAACGAGGGUGCUUCAGCGAGUGGUGUUGCUGUCGGAUCGACACACAGCAUUAACAAUUUGCUUCAUAGUGGUGCUGGCGGUUCAACCGUCACCGGUAUUGUGCCGAAACAGCAGCAACACAUCCUAAACCAUCUUCUGCUGCUGCAGCAACAGCAAAACCAGACGGGACAACCGCGAUCGACUUCCUCGCCGUUGAGCUAUCGCGUACCGGAUGGUGCCUCUCAAAAUCAGUUGAACUUAAACAAAAACUCUAACCAUCAGCAGCAGCAGCAGCAGCAACAACAAAACCACCACUUACUCACAGCUGCGGCCGUACCAUCGACCUCUUCUGGAUCGCGUUACGGUUCCGCUACACUACCGUUCAACUCAACUACCAACGGUACAGUGGAGGACACGCUGAAUCAGAUACAGGAGUACAUCAAACUGACCACUAACCUGAUCUCAUCGGUGCAGAUUGAUAACCUUAACGGUGGUCCUCGGCCCCAAUCGGUGCAAAGCAUCAGCACGAACCAAUCGACCACACCAGUCCCACCGUCUGCCUCCUGUGACGAAUUGCGCUACCGUAUGGAAUCGCAGUCAAAAAACAUGCAAGCACUGAAAGAGCAGCAAGCGCAUCUGCUGCGCCUCCAGCAGGCGGCCCGGCAGCAACUGCAGGAGAUGGAAUCCAUUCGUCAAAUGCACACCGCCAGCGUAGCACCACCGAUAGAAUCAUUCCAAACGGUGGAACAGGUGCAGGACGGUAUCGGUAGCAUCAUGGAGCGGAUGCGCGUACUUUCCACCUUCAUACAGAACCAGCAGGAAUUGAGCAACAUGCUCGGUCCGGAUAAUGAUACCGAUGUGCUGGCCGAUCAGGCAAUGUUGCAGCAAAAGUUUCAGGAACUGCGCGAUAAGAAGAGUCAAAUGCAUAAUCUCGUAUCGGAGCUGCAGAAUAUGAACCUGGACGCGAAUCGACAGUUUGAUGGGGAACCAGGGCUCGAACCACGGAAUGUACCGAUCGAACUGACGCACGCACCGGCAACGGCAUCGGACGCGAGGAAUGCGACGAAAAUAUUUCUCAACGGUGGUGGAACUACGAUGGAGGGUACGAACAGUGGUGCGGUAAAUCCUGUGGCCACCGUCGAAGGUAUGUCGGUACCAGCGCACCGACUGGUGGGUGAUGAGCAGCGCAGUAAUGGUGCACAGUCGGGCGCGGUGGAUGAGGACGAGGAUGAAGGCCCGCUGAACGACGAGGAAGCAUCCGUACUGACCGGGACGGCCGAUAUGUUGAGCGAAAAGAUCAAUGAAAUUAAUGCGAUGAAGUCACAGCUCCGUCGGCUGAAGGAGAUGAUGGAUACGGUGAAGCUGAUCGAGAUGAAAACGGGCCAGGAAUCGAUUGAUGAGGAGGAUGAGUACGAGGAAGAGGAUGCCCCGGAAGAUGAAGAGGAGGGCGAUGAUGAGGAUGAUGAGGGGGCGGCAGCGAUUGCCAUGCAGCAGCAGCAACAACAACAACAACAGCAGCGUUCCAGUAGAAGCCGUUCCCGUUCUAUGAGUUCCGCACCGAUCACGUUGCUUCCCAACGGUACGACGAUCCCGAACGAUGCGGACGGUAGCGAAAUGUCACACCAGGAACGGGAGCAUCUGAACAAACGCGUCGAGGCACUGCAAGCCAUGACGCAGGAUUUGCGCGAGCAGGCCAAAUCGAUUGCAGCCGAACGCGAUCGGUUAAAGCACGCACGGAACGAUCUGCACAAGCGUCGGAACAAUGUGAUGGAUCUGCAGCAACAGGCGCAGAGUCAAGCGAACGAAAAGCUCACCAAUCAUGUCGCCUCGUUUGUGUCGAUGGCUGGCCCGAGUGGACGCGCACCUGCGGGACCGAAAGAGCGCCAGCAGAUGGAACUGAAGGCCGAGCUGGAGCAGAAGAAGCUUGAGCUCGAGCGGAUUGAGAAGAUGACGCAAAGCAUCAAGAAAAACACGGAACUAUCCCGUGCCUCGGUGGUGGAAGGUGUGAAUGCCCACGAGCAGCAGGUAACUCCACUGCCGAAAGCAACCGGUCCAUCGUCGGUAGUGUCAUCGUCGGUUGAAUCGUGCAGUGGCGGUGCUGGAUCACAUCAUCGUGGUACACCCUCGACCCACGUGACCAUUCCACCUGCUCCGGCUCCAUCGGCCAUUAGCGGUUCGCUGCAGAACAACACGGCCGGUAGCAAUGCGACCAACGAUUCGAAGACGAACUCCGCCGACUCGGGUGUUACGUCGGACAUAUUUGCCCAUGCGCAGCUGGAAUCGGCCAGCUAUCAAUCGAGCAGUACGCGCAGUUUCCCACCCCCGAUGCCGGACAUUUGCAAUCGCAAUGCGGCCACUGAUCGGUAUCGGUUGAAGCGGAGCGAUCUUGAUGCCGAUGGUGCACCGGCUGGUGGUGGUGCUGGUGCGGGUCCGAUCGGGCGUGACCAUCGCGGUUCUUCGCCGUGGCCAGUGUUUGGCACCAGUGGCGGAGCUGGUGGAUUGUCCAGCUCGAAUACGGGCCCACACAGUCCACACUAUGGACUUCCGUACAGGCCGGGAAUGGAUGAUCUUUCGCACCAUGCGGCGGCUGUCGGUUAUGGGGGCGGUGGAGGUGUUGGUGCGUACGGAAGCAGCUGGAGCACGGGUGGGGGUCCGUACGGUGUGGCGGCAAAUUUGUUGCCACCGCAUGCUGCCACCCCGAAUACACCGCCCGAUCCGAUCGUAUUUCAGCACAUCAUGCAAACGCAACAGAUGCUGAUGAACUCGAUCACACAGUGCAACCAGCUGCUGUGGAUUCAGCAGCGUGAAAUCAACAAUCUGAACAAUGCCGUCCUGUUGCUUCAGGAACGGAUACUCGGCACCAACAGCAGCUUACUGCUGCACGAAACCCAUGGCCCACCGAUGGGCGCCGCGUUGAUUAGGGCGGAAUCAACACCACCCAACGCCUCGAAUGCGGCCACCACGGCUAGCAGCAUGUACACACGGGCUCGUUCCGAGCAACCGAUGAUGUCCUAUCAGCAGCAGCAGCAAUCCUCUCCCUAUCAUCACCCUCACACCCAUCUCCAUACGGCAUCCCAUCCUGCAUCAGGCGCUGCUUUACUACAGCACCAGCAGCAACCAAUGCAAUCCUUUACCCAACCGCCAUACAGUCCGCUUGCCGGGGUGCCACAAACUCACCCCAUGGUUUCACCACAGCAGCUUCCCCCAAACUCACAAUGUCUGGCGAAUCAACAAGCGCAGCGUAACAAUACUAACCCCGGACAGGCCGGACUACCCCCGAGCGGGGCCCAUGCGGGCCGGUUACGUUCCAGUGUGCGCCCGCUUAACAUUAACACGCUUAACAACGCGCUUUACGACGAUCAGUCCGGCACUGGUGGUGGUACUGCUGGUGGUGUGCUCAAUGGCACGGAAGCCAACACCGGGCUGGGAAACGAGUACGGUGGUACCGGUUCGAUCGCACCGAACAUGAUAAACAAUCUGUGCAGUGCCGGUUCACAGCCGGUCACACCGACACCGGCCGGUACAACAAUGCAUGGUCAGCAGCAUCAUCACCACCAGCCGCACACGUCCUCGUUACGCUUCGGGCAAAAUUACAACAAUCUCAACAACACGGUCACCAACAACCUAUCGAACGCAAACAUGCAGAACAAUCAGAAUCUGUACAACCAGCAGCAAGAUUCCUCCACCCAGCAGCAGCAACAAACGCAAGCCCUCAACAACCAGGUGCUGCCGGGUGUGAGGGCCAAUAACUAUUGGGAUAACUUCCGAAGCUACUCAAGACAAAAUCUCCUAUCGAGCAACAGCUGCAAAAGCAACGAAGAAUCAUGCUCGCAAACUGGCAGCGCUGGUGGUGGCAGUGGUAGUGGUGGAGGCGGCACAGCAGGAGGAACAGGAGGAUGUGGUGGUUCCGGUGGCACAGGAGUUGGCGGUAGUGGUGCAGGUCCAGGAAAUACCGCUGGUAACGGCGGUGGAAGUGGCUGCAAUACGAUAAACAAUCAAUUCCAGCGUAAUAACAGCAAUGCUUCGAAUCAGUACAUGAAUAACCAGAGCAACAAGUACCAGCAAUCGAUCAAUAUUACCCGCAACAACUCGCUGAGCAAUACGAACCAGGCAAACAGUACCGGUUUGUGUCAGGAUUUGGAAAGUUCCGGAGGGCAGCAGAUUCUCGGCUAUCAUCCAAAUCAGGAACAACCACCGAUCGAUGAUUGCGGUGGACAGGUUGUGGAUCACCAUCGGCAGCAGCAUCCGGUGCAGGUGCAGCAAACCCAAUCGUCUAAUGUUGGAGGACACUCCGUGCAUGGGACGAGACAUUCGCAGCAACCUUACCAGCCAUCUAUCGCGACCACUCGUCAAUCGCACCAGCCACAAUCGCAACUAGUCGGAACGGGAUCGGUUCAAACACAAACGGCAAGCCAUUCGUACGCACUACCACACCAACCUUUACAGCAGUCGACUCCGCAGCAACAACACCCGGCGUCGUCUAGUAUGAUCGGAAUGCAUCAGACUCCUGCCGGUCAACAUCAGCAGCAUUCGCAACAAAUUCUACCGCAGCAGCAGCCACAGCAACAACAGCACUCCCAUCACGCACCCUUGAAUCAGUCCAACUCGCUGGAUCUUGGCGAGCUUCAGUUCCACACGAACCCGAUCAAUCUGGGACUUGCGAACAAAACACACCCGAAGGCGAGCGGACACAAGAAGUAUCCGCUGUCGUUACGCUCCUGUCGGGAUGCGGGUUCCGGUGGUGAAGGAAGCAGCGGAUGCUACGUGUCCGGUGGUGGUGAUAUGAAUCUAGCCUCCACUUGCACGUAUCAGCAUGAUUCCAAGUCCACCUCAAAACUGUUUGAAGCACUCAAAGAAAACGUCUACCAGGAGGUGAAGAAUCUCAUCACAGCCAACGAAUCUCGGCCCCACUUUCUCAUACAGCUGUUCCGUGAGCUGCAGCUGAUCUCGUCCGAUCCGCUGCGGCAGCGCACACUGCAAUCGAUACAGGAGCUGUACAACCGGUACAUCGAGUCGACGCUGCAGGAGGAAAACCAUGUGAACAAUGUAGGAAGUAACAAUUUGCUAGCGUCCACCGGGCUGUCAAACAUGUCGGAAGGAGCGAACAACGGCGGUGAAGGUAUAGUGAACAGUGAACCACGAACCACUCCACCGCGCGAUGCAAGAAACGACGAGUCGGGCGUUGAGUUUGAAGUGAUUCAAAACUACACGAACCUUCGCCAACAGCAGCAGCAGCAGCUGGAGCAACAGCAACAGUACCAUUAUAUUCCUGCGAACGGAUCGGAACAGGCCGGAGCGAAUCCGCAGUCCUCUUCUGCCGGGGGGGAAGUUUUAACCUCCUCCCUGCCGAACUCUUCUACGUCCGCUAACACACCACCGGGUGCGGGACGCCGACUUUCUGCAAGCCGUCCGCACAACCAAGAACAGCUCGUCCCAAUAGCGGUGGCCAAUUCGGAAAUCAUCAACAUCAUAAUGGGUGAUAUCGUUUCGGUGAUAAACUCGGUCGAUUACAUUAACGAUUCGGUACUGUUCAAGAUUGCGGGCGUAAUCUGUAACCAUGCGGCCGGUGGUGCACCGGUGGAUUACGGUCCGCCGGUCGGGGGUGAUGCGGGGCAGCAGCAUCACCAUCAUCAUCACCAUCAGCACCAUUACCACCAUCACCAUUCGCGGUCGGGACAGUCCCCGGCAGCUUCGUUGCUGGCCGCCGCUUCAUUCCUAUCGGCGCAAGAGGACGAACAGCCGGGUGAGCUGUCCGGUGGAUCCAGAACGGCAGGGGUCGGUGGGGGUGAUGUGUUUAGCCGGGAGGAUUUUUUGCGCCAUCUGGAGAGUUGGAAUCGAACCGAUAAGGAUGAAUUUAUUUCGAAUUUGGAAAACUUUCUGAACAACAUAUUGCUGCGUUCGUCCGCGGUGGAGGGUGAAGAGGGCGAGGAAGAAGAGGACGCUAUUACCGGUGGUCCGAUCGGAGGUCAGCAAAAUCCGGCGUAUGUGGAUGAUGUACAGCCAGCAGCGAAUAGUUGCUCCGCGCCGAUAGGUUAUGAAGGUAAUCCGACCAAUCAAGGCACAGAUGGUGGCAUAAAUGGAAAUGGAAUGGCACCGUUUGUGGUAGGAGAGCAACGCCCGUUGGAAUCGGCGGUUGUCGUCAGUUCCAGCUCUUCCAAUGUGGUGUACUCUUCGACCACGUACGAUCUAGCCGAAGCGGAUCAAGUGUGCGAUAUGGAAACUUCCACGGGCAAUAUGGCUGCGGCCGGUUCCGGGGGAGCAAAUUCCACGAUGGAUCAUCCCACUGGUGGAACUAACUUUGACGAUGGUCGUUGGACUGUAGUUGUGCAGAAGAAACCGGCCUCUGUAGGGGAUGAACAGGCUGGGACUAACAGUGUGACCAGUGACGGACGAUCACAGCCAAGGAUGGGAGGUUUGCAACAGCAGCAAAUGCACGGCAGCAGCACUGGUGGACCGAGUGGUACCAAUGGAACUGUACCACCGCCGGGAGCAUCCGGUGGAGGUAACAAUGGAAACAACAUCAACAACAAUUGGCAAUCGGAAGAGGUCGCGGAUGAGCAUUUGGAGCAGACGGAAGAACAUAGUUCGUCAUACUAUUAA
Molecule: messenger RNA, 7083 nt
Organism: Anopheles marshallii
Lineage: Eukaryota; Metazoa; Arthropoda; Insecta; Diptera; Culicidae
Exons: 8
Coding region: 1-7083 (2360 amino acids)
Biological process (GO): centrosome cycle; cilium assembly; protein localization to centrosome
Cellular component (GO): centriole; centriolar satellite; ciliary basal body
Source: RefSeq, a predicted model, not a curated record